CUUAUCACCAAGUGAGAACAGGCCGCUGUGAAAUACAGUAAAUCCUGAAACACCAACAACUUCUUCCUCAAACACAACCAGCUCCUCCCAGUCAGGAUAUGUCUGUGUCUCCUCCCUUCACAGGUGUGUCAGUGUGAGAACCAGUGAACAACAAGCUGGGAACUGUGGGAGCUGGGUCACUACUGGGAGUGAACGAGAGAGGGAGGAGCAGAGAUCUGUUUCUGUUCAGAGGAAGUGAAUCUGUUCUUCAGUCUCUGGUAGCAGCUGAAAUGGCGCAGAAAGAAAUUCAACUGACUAUGGAAAGAUUCUACUGUUCGAUCUGUCUGGAUCUACUGAAGGAUCCGGUGGUUACUGGCUGUGGACACAGCUUCUGUAAGAGCUGUAUUAACACCCACUGGGACAAAGGGGAGGAGAGAGGAAGCUACAGCUGUCCUCAGUGUAGACAGACCUUCACACCGAGGCCUGUCCUGGUGAGAAACACCAUGUUAGCUGAUUUAGUGGAGGAGCUGAAGAAGACUGGACUCCAAGCUGCUCCUGCUGAUCACUGCUAUGCUGGACCUGAAGAUGUGGCCUGUGAUGUCUGCACUGGGAGAAAACUGAAAGCUCUGAAGUCCUGUUUGAAUUGUUUGGCCUCUUAUUGUGAAAAACAUCUCCAGCGUCAUCUUGAAUCAGCUGCAUUGAAGAAGCACAAGCUGGUGGAGCCCUCGGAGAAGCUCCAGGAGAACAUCUGCUCUCGUCACGACGAGGUGAUGAAGAUGUUCUGCCGCACUGAUCAGCAGUGUAUCUGUUAUCUCUGCUCUGUGGAUGAACAUAAAGACCACGACACAGUGUCAGCUGCAGCAGAAAGGACUGAGAGGCAGAGAGAGCUCGGGCUGAGGAGACAAACCAUCCAGCAGAGAGUCCAGGACACAGAGAAAGAUGUGAAGCUGCUUCAACAGGAGGAGAAGGCCCUCAAUGGCUCUGCUGAUAAAGCAGUGGAGGAGAGUGAGGAGAUCUUCACUGAGAUGAUCCGUCUGCUGGAGAAAAGAAGCUCUGAUGUGAAGCAGCAGAUCAGAUCCCAGCAGGAAACUGAAGUGAGUCGAGUCAGAGAGCUUCAGGAGAGACUGGAGCAGGAGAUCACUGAGCUGAAGAGGAAAGACCAGGAACUGAAGCAGCUCUCAGACACAGAGGACCACAACCAGUUUCUACACAACUACCCCUCACUGUCACCACUCAGUGGAUCUACACACUCAUCCAGCAUCAGGAUCCGUCCUCUGAGGAACUUUGAGGACGUGACAGCAGCUGUGUCCCAGGUCAGAGGUCGACUACAGGACAUUCUGAGUGAGACAGAGACAGAGAUUUUACAGAUUGUGUCUCAAGUGGAUGUUUUACUGCCACAACCAGAACCAGAGACCAGAGCUGACUUCUUAAGAUAUUCACAGGAAAUCACACUGGAUCAAAACACAACAAACAAACAUCUGUUAUUAUCUGAAGGAAACAGAAAAGUAAAAUGGAUGAGUAAAGAUCAGUCUUAUUCUAAUCACCCAGACAGAUUCACUGAUUAUCUUCAGGUCCUGAGUAGAGAGAGUCUGACUGGACGUUGUUACUGGGAGGUGGAGGUGAAGGUGAGAGGAGCAGUUGCUGUAGCAGUCACAUACAAGAAUAUCCGCAGAGCAGGAAACUCAGAUGAAUGUAGAUUUGGAUUCAAUGAUAAAUCUUGGUCAUUAUAUUGUUAUAGAAACAGUUAUGACUUUUAUUACAACAGCAUCAUGACUCCAGUGUCAGGUCCUGUGUCCUCCAGAGUAGGAGUGUACCUGGAUCACAGUGCAGGUGUUCUGUCCUUCUACAGAGUCUCUGACACCAUGACUCUCCUCCACAGAGUCCAGACCACAUUCACUCAGCCUCUCUAUGCUGGAGUUAGGGUUGAUUGGUCUGGACACACAGCUGAGUUCUGUAAACUCAAAUAGACUCGAGUCAUUAAAAGCAGUGAUUUAGAUUCUGUGUGUUAAUCUUUAACUUCUUUUGUCUCCAUGUUUGUUGAUCAAAGUUCGUCGUGGUGACGUUUCUGCUCCGCACAGAGAUCAGCUGUCAAUCAAACACUGACCUUCCUUUAUCACACAUAUUCAGUUCUCACUUUGUAAAGACAGAAAUCUAUAAUAACACUGACAUGAAUGUGUUAAAAACUAUUGUUGCUGUUGUUUUCUAAAUCAAAGUAGAAAUCAGGUUGUGU
Messenger RNA from Pleuronectes platessa (European plaice), 2209 nucleotides. RefSeq names its product tripartite motif-containing protein 16-like. Gene Ontology annotation, molecular function: protein binding; zinc ion binding. The record is from RefSeq and is a predicted model, not a curated record. Lineage: Eukaryota; Metazoa; Chordata; Actinopteri; Pleuronectiformes; Pleuronectidae. Bases 270 to 1946 code for a protein of 558 amino acids. The transcript has a single exon.